AUGACCGAAAUAUCAGACUAUGAGCUUCAUAGCUCAAAUGACAACCGGAUCGGGGACACUUCUGAUCAUGAGUACUUCGAUGAUUUUAAUAUCUUUGACAGUGACCAAGAAGAAGAAGACUACGGCGCCUUUCAAGACUUCGAUGAUUUCUCCGACAACCAAGACAGCAAUCAGGAUUUCGCUCCUUCCCCCUCAGGAGAAACAAAUGUUGAAGGGCUGACAAUGAGUAUUUCCGAUGUUGAGCUCGCAGAAGAUAGAACAUCUCUCUCAGGCGCACCAUCGUUAUGGCAUUGCGGAAAAAACACUUUCCAGUUUGAAAAUUAUCCUUCUACACCAGCUUUUAUGCAGGUAUGUCAGCAAGCACGAAAAUAUGGCAGGGAAUACUUCUAUGCUGUUGACGCGAAGGGAGUCCCGCAUGAUUUCACCGACCCCCAACAGGUUGACGAGCCAUAUUUCUAUGUCAACCCCAUCAGCGACGACUUUAUCUUGAAAUUCGGAGAUGAGACGUUUUGUCCUUCGCCGAUGUACUGUCCCAUACAGUUUAGUCCGGAGUACAUGCGAAAGGAAUUGAGGGCUAAGGAAAAAGAACUUUAUAAAAUCGAAGAAGAAGAGGAAGAUGCUCGUUAUGAGGCGGACAUAGGCACAGUACAUGUUCCUGUCGUAACCACAAUAAGUUGGGGCUCGUUGUUUCAACACAUUCCCGCUACACCUGCAAGCGUAGCAAGACCCGCUCCCCAUCGUCCCGGCGAGCCAAUUUUCCCUCCUGCGUCAGUACUUCCUCACUUCUUCGACAAGAUUCGAUCAGUUGGUAUCAACCUCUCACUUGAUUGCCCAGGAGUUGUCGGGUUUGAAGCCAUGAGCGCUGAGCAACUCCAACAAUGGACCGAAGAUCAAGUUAAUUGCAAAUUCGACAAGGUGUUCAAGAAAAUCAUGGAUCGUCUUCCUCAUCUCGAACAUGUAUUUGUGGUAGUGAGAGCAUAUGGGCGAAGUAAUCGGUGUGAAUCAGAUCGGGGUUUCCCGCGUGAGCUUGAGAAGAAGAAAUGGACGAGUGUGGGCAUGGAAAAGGGAACGGCGAGACGUAUGGGAUAUAGAGAGUUUAAACAGUUUGAGAAUCAGGCGAAGGUUUGGUUAAUGCAUGAGAGGAUUGAUAGGGGAAUGCAGUUGAAUAGAAUCGAUUUUGGGUUAUAUGUUCAGACAAAUAUUUUGUGGGAGAUUUAGGGAGGAGGGAGGAUCUUCUGAGGGAGUAAGCAU
Botrytis sinoallii is the source of this 1251-nucleotide messenger RNA. RefSeq lists its product as uncharacterized. The coding region runs from base 1 to 1218 and encodes 405 amino acids. NCBI's taxonomy places the organism in Eukaryota, Fungi, Ascomycota, Leotiomycetes, Helotiales, Sclerotiniaceae. The transcript is spliced from 3 exons. The record is from RefSeq and is a predicted model, not a curated record.